Sinocyclocheilus grahami is the source of this 1760-nucleotide messenger RNA. It is a transcript of the gene cldn12, whose product is annotated as claudin 12. The transcript is spliced from 3 exons. Lineage: Eukaryota; Metazoa; Chordata; Actinopteri; Cypriniformes; Cyprinidae. The record is from RefSeq and is a predicted model, not a curated record. Bases 189 to 1196 code for a protein of 335 amino acids. Gene Ontology annotation, cellular component: plasma membrane.
AUGUGACGUCACGCCGCACCCUCAGUGAGGUUGCGCGAGCUCCCGAAGAGUCCCAAACACAACACUACACGACGAAACCGGACAGAAGAUCACCGAAUCUGUGAUAAAAUGACCGUUAUAUCACCAAAAGAGUGACAGUCCUUCGAAGCGUACUGUUAAUCAGGUUCCAGUUUUUCUUGCCUCCAGCUAUGUCUUGUCGUGACAUUCACGCCACCAAUGCUUUCGCCUUCAUCAUUGCGAUGCUGUCGGUGGCCGGUCUGACCGUCGCCACGCUUAUUCCCCAGUGGAGAACCACCCGCCUGCUCACCUUCAACCGCAAUGCCAAAAACGUGACUGUGUACGACGGCCUGUGGACCAAGUGUGUGCUGCGUGAUGGUUCUUCGGGUUGCUAUUACUUUGAUUCAGACUGGUACGCAAAAGUAGACCAGCUGGACCUCAGACUGCUGCAGUUCUGUUUACCUGCUGGUCUGCUGUUUUCCAGCUUGGCUCUUCUGCUCUGUCUCACUGGCAUGUGUAAAACUGCUUGCUGCUCCAAAACUCCUGACGAUGUCAAGAACUCCCGCUGCUUGGUCAACAGCUCAGGCUGCCAUCUAGUGGCUGGGAUGCUACUGUUUCUAGGUGGGGCCAUCGCCAUGCCGCCCUCUGUCUGGUUCCUGUUCCACACGCGUAACCUUAACGAGCGCUACGAUAAUCUGUUUGCCGUAGAGUUUGGGGUGUAUGUGGCCAUCGGCAGUGCUGGUGGUCUGAUCUUAGCUGCUCUGCUGAUGUUCAUGUGGUAUUGCAUGUGUAAAAAACUGCCUUCACCCUUCUGGCUACCUCUACCUGAAGGGCCUGCGAUGACCAACAGCCUCUCCGCGCAGCCCCUCAUGACCAACGGCUUGCCUUCUCCUGUGACAUACGCACCCCAGACCUUCCCUCCGGCUGUUCUGGAUGCCCCCGUUUUUGUCCCAGCACAGGGUUACCCUCAACCUGUACCCACACAGCCUAUGCUGCCCCAUGUCUACAUGCCACAGAUGUCCAUACCUGAUGGUUACGGCUCAGAUAUGGGAGCCUCACAGGCAUAUAGUUAUGCUCCCUCUAGAAGCUACGCACCUUCUCAGGGAUACGCCCCCUCACAGAGGUAUGCUGGGCACCGCUAUUCCACACGCUCCCGAAUGUCCGGCAUUGAGAUUGACAUUCCUGUCCUUGCUGACUGACACUGAGUUGGUUGUUUCAAGUCAAACUGGUCAAACUGGUAUUCUAUUUCUAUAACUAAGAAAUGAUAAAUUAGCUGUGGUAGGGAAUUUGAAGUGUACAAAACAGUGAAAUUGAAAGAACGCCUUUAGUCAAUUAGUGUAGCAGGUACCUCUUAGUUAUAACACUGAAAAUGGCCAAAAAAGGUCAUCAAAGCAAUAACACAAGUGGAAUUAGGAGGUUGCGUACCUCUCUCUCAAUGAGCUUUGUUCAUUAAACACAAGCAGAAUAAAUUUCUGUGUAAACUGUUCAUAAUUUCAAUGAGUAUGUUGCAUUUAUUUCAGUGUGACAGGUUUAUGUAUUAUGUACACACAGAUAUACUUUCUGCUAAUUUUCAUGACCCUAAUGUCUUUAUUCUGCUUUUUAAACCUUGAUAGUAACACUGAACUAAUUGUUGAUGUUAAGUUUUAACCUGUCAGUGAAUAUGCAUGCUAAUAUCUAAAUGUGAUAAGUAAAUGCUAGAAAGAGACGCAACCUACAACCUGUUUUAUGACUGCUUAAACUUGUAUUACUGUUAAGCCACGAAG